UCGAACCUGACAGUUUUCAUUAACCGUCACGUGCUGUUUUAGUAAGGUUAGUACACUAACUAUAAAAGUGAAAUUUCUGUUGCGUUAUCGUUAUUUUGAGUUGUGUAAACGCGGUCAAAUGUACGAGAUUUUAGUUUAGCCAAAAUUAAAAGUCACGGUUGUAAUAUGUCCUACCAGCUGUAUAGGAAUACAACCUUAGGAAAUACGUUGCAAGAGAGCUUAGACGAAUUAAUCCUGUAUGGGCAGAUAACGCCACAAUUAGCUAUUCGAGUUUUACUCCAAUUCGACAAAUGCAUAAAUCAAACCCUUUCCAAUAAGGUUAGGUCUAGAUUAACGUUCAGGGCUUCAAAACUGAACACUUACCGUUUUUGUGACAAUGUAUGGACAUUUAUGCUUGAUGAUGUUGAAUUUAAGGAAGUCCAAGAAAUUGCUCGGGUAGACAAAGUUAAGAUUGUUGCCUGUGAUGGAAAGAUUGUUGAAGGUGAAGGCAGCUCGAAAAGAUGAAGCUAACCGAUAUCAAUUAAUAUUUUAGUUCAUCUUCUUUAGAAGAAACAUGAACUUGUUUUGCAAUUAUUGUAUUAAUAUUUAUGUAUAGGUAAUAAUUUACAUAGACGAAUCAAGUUGUUCUUGUACAUACAUUGUCAAUAUUUAUUUUAAUUCUGUAUUUUAUAUA
Messenger RNA from Ctenocephalides felis (cat flea), 673 nucleotides. Its product is annotated as transcription initiation factor IIA subunit 2-like. NCBI's taxonomy places the organism in Eukaryota, Metazoa, Arthropoda, Insecta, Siphonaptera, Pulicidae. The record is from RefSeq and is a predicted model, not a curated record. Gene Ontology annotation, biological process: RNA polymerase II preinitiation complex assembly; transcription initiation at RNA polymerase II promoter. The transcript has a single exon. Gene Ontology annotation, molecular function: TBP-class protein binding; RNA polymerase II general transcription initiation factor activity. Gene Ontology annotation, cellular component: transcription factor TFIIA complex. The coding region runs from base 166 to 504 and encodes 112 amino acids.